CCCCCCCCCCUCCGAGGAUAUCGUUGUCCGGGAUAAGGUGUUCUCCCAAAGGCUCCGUCUCAACCCAUGACUGGGCCACAAAGCAUCAUUACUUCCCCACCGCCCCAUCGUCGCCUUUCCUUUGCCCCUCUCUUUCCGCCCACGAUGUGGCCCUUCUUCUCGCCUCCCACCAGCCCCGUUCAGCACGCACACGGUCUCUGUGGCUCAGUCGGUAGAGCGUUGGUCUCAUAUUCUGUCAAUAUGACCCUGCCUCCAGGUCGGGAUAUCCAAAGGUCGCAAGUUCGAGCCUUGCCAGGGACAGUCCUCACUUUUUGCCUGUCUGUCGUGUGUCUGCUGGUGACGUUUAGGCUGCUAAUUGCAUUGGGAUACGAUUCAAUAGUAUGAUUAACCUGUGCUCUCUCUGCUGCUUGCCUGUCUUGUCUCGUGUAUUUCAUUCACCCCACGGCUUUCGUGUUGACAUGAACGCCGGGCGCAACAACCUCAAGUUCCGUAAACGGAGGAGCAACACAUGCACGAGGUCAAUCAGCAGGUUCACAGCCCUAUCUGAUACACAUAUUAACCAGCUACCGAAUUCAAGUGAAGUGAAGGGCUUCCUUAAUACUCGCUUGUCAUCUCACUAUCCCUCGGCGAUGAACCCAGAGCCAAUAGGUCCGCCGUGCCGGCGCACACAACCUUUAUCUCAAAACCGCUCCUAAACCAGCCAGAAAGCACACACACACACGGAAGCCAAUUGCAAUUAAAGCAGGUCGGUUCAGUUGAAAUUGACGCAAAAGCAAAAGGAAAUGCGCCGAGGGGGAAUCGAACCCCCGUCUCCCCGACGCUGCUGGAUGGCAACGGAGAAUUUUACCACUAAACCAUCGGCGCAUGUGAG
Molecule: messenger RNA, 871 nt
Organism: Colletotrichum navitas
Lineage: Eukaryota; Fungi; Ascomycota; Sordariomycetes; Glomerellales; Glomerellaceae
Exons: 1
Source: RefSeq, a predicted model, not a curated record